This is a messenger RNA of Xylaria bambusicola, 1926 nucleotides long. RefSeq lists its product as uncharacterized. NCBI's taxonomy places the organism in Eukaryota, Fungi, Ascomycota, Sordariomycetes, Xylariales, Xylariaceae. The coding region runs from base 1 to 1926 and encodes 641 amino acids. The record is from RefSeq and is a predicted model, not a curated record. The transcript has a single exon.
AUGUAUUGGCCGGCACUCUUGGCCAUCUGCCAUGUCGUCUUGGCUAUUCAGUCCGAAUCUGAUGGCUCUGAGGCUGAUGACUCCUUCUCAGUUGUAUUGACUUCCACUACCCCUACCCUUGCCUCGACCUUCACUGUUGCAGGCACGGUUUACGUCAUGGCUAGUCAACUAAUCGCUUCUUCUUCUGAUUCCGAGCUCCUAGUAGAGAAGCGAGACCACAUCGUUCCUGGUAUUAUUGACAAUGUUGAGGCCACUGUUGUGGUUGCCACUGUUCCCCCUGCCUUGUCAACCAUACUUUCACCUCAGGAUUCAUCUGCUCAGAUGACAGCACUCAAAGAUGGCACCACAGCUCAAACUCCUGGCCCCAGCGGUACUUAUGGUAGUGGCAGCAACACUGGUACCAACCCUGGAAGCGGCGCUGGGAGUGGUCCUGGGAACGGCCCGGGGACUGGACCAGGCAGUGGUCCGGGCAGCAACCCUGGCGCUGGUCCGGGAAGUGGUCCGGGAAGUGAGACUGGUAACAAUCCUACCGGAAAUGGUCCUGGAGUCGGCGGUGGGAGCGGCCCUGGAAGUAGUGGCGAGUCUGGACUACCCAGCGGUGCUUAUGGACAGCCCCCUAAUACAGCUGGACAGCAACCCUCAAGUCCAACGGGUGAACAGUCUCCGAAUCCUGCCGGACAACAAACUCCAAAUCCAACAGCACAGCAGUCUCCCAGCCUUGGAGGUCAGCAAGGUCCUAGUAGCCAAGAACAGCAGCCAUCUAGUCCUACAGCAGGACAAUCACAGAAUCCUGCAGGUGGUCAAUCUCCUAAUCCCACUGGCGCACAGUCUCCCAACCCAGCGGGACAACAGUCUCCAAGCUCUGCUGGCGCCAGUCCUGGCGUUACCAUCGUGACGAUCCCUUUACUAGGUACCGUUGUUGAGACGGUUACAAUCAGUCUCGAGUCUGCUCCGGCUCCAGGUAACGGUCCAGGUAACGGUCCAGGCAACGGCCCAGUUACGACCAUCACGCAAACUCUACCUACCACGUUUAUCACCAUCCACGCCAGCAACCCCCUAUCAGUACCAUGUGAGUCUAGUACUGGCCCUUGGGGUCCUUUAUCUGUCCCAAAUACCCCAGCUUUGCCUACUACAUUUGUUACCGUUCCUGGUACCGGUGCGGGUGGUCCAGCUCCCAUCUCUAUCCCAUCAAGCGUACCGAGCAUAGUCACAGUUACCGUUCCGGGUCCGGGUGCAGGUGGUCCAGCUCCCAUCCCUAUCCCAUCAAAUAUGCCGGGCAUAGUCACAGUUACAGUACCAGGCAGCCAAGGACCGGGUAACCAAGGGCCAGGUAAUCAAGGGCCAGGUAAUCAAGGGCCAGGUAAUCAAGGACCAAGUAAUUCAGGACUACUUUCAGCAUCUGUUCCACCAGGAGGCUCUCCAACAAACAAUGUACCAGGACCAGCUACGACACCUAAUAUCCCAGGCUGGGCUACUACACCAAAUGGUAUAGGCCCGGCUACGACACCCAAUGUGCCAGGGCCAGUUACAACACCUAACGUCCCAGGUUGGGCUACGAUACCCAAUGUUCCGAGCUGGGCGACAACCCCUGGGACUACUGUCACAGUCCCUAACUCUGCGUACACUAGCCAUGGCAUCACUGGACCACAGACAUCUUCAUCUACCUGCACCACCGGUAUCUACACUAAUGUUAUUUCCACCUCAACGGCCCAGGCUGCUACUACAGCAGCGGCUACAUUGGCCGUAGGCAGCAGCAUUUCUUCUCAGCACAGUACUUGGCCCUUUGGAACAUCUACUACCGCAACACCUACAGUUGCUCUAGUCACUGGGACGAAUGGGGCAUCUGUCACCGCCGAAAUCCACCUUUCUGUUAUCUACAGCGUCAUUGCUGUUACAUUUUUCGCAGGCAUUGCUAGAUGGAUUUAG